Coregonus sp. 'balchen' is the source of this 9359-nucleotide messenger RNA. The record is from the annotation of a GenBank genome assembly. Lineage: Eukaryota; Metazoa; Chordata; Actinopteri; Salmoniformes; Salmonidae.
AUGUCCUUUUCCCAUAUCCAUGUCUCCCUCCAGCUGGUGAGGAGGAUCUAUAAGGGAAUUCCCCUACAGCUCCGAGGAGAGGUGUGGUGUCUGCUCCUCGACGUUCCCAAAAUAAAGGAGGAAAAGAAAGACUUCUACGAGGUAUGUUCUGGAAACACCAGCCAGAACCUCACAGCAGAGAGUUAACAUCCUCCCUCCUUCCUCCCCGGGAAAAGUCAUGUAGGAACUAUACACAGUCACACUGUAGUUGACUCUCCUAUUGUUUCUCUCCACUCAGCCAGCUUCAUUAAAGCCCAGGCCUCAUUAACAUUCAUAACCAGGCCAGCAAACACUGGAUUUAUUAGAUUUCAGAGCUUCAUCAUUAUUACGGGGGAAGAUUAAUGUGUGUGGAGGGGGAGGUGUGGUGCGUGUCAGCACUGGAGUACUGAGUCUAGCGACAACUGAGCUUUAUUAAAACUCAAUAAAUAUUUGCGGGAUGGAUCAGUGGUCUUAUUCCUUUGUAUCUCACUCUCUCUCUCACACACACACACACACGCAAACACACACUCCCUCACUGGCUCUCUGUUGUUGUGUUUCCUGUGUGUAGAAGUUGAAGCUCAGGGCGCGGGGGCUGUCUCCUGACAUCCGUCAGAUUGACCUGGAUGUGAACCGAACCUACCGGGACCACAUCAUGUUCAUGCACCGAUAUGAUGUCAAGUCAGUAUCUCCCUCCAUCUGACAAACAACAUCUGCACUUGGACACUACAGUACACGCGCGCAACACAGGGACCACAUAAUAUUCAUGCACCGGCCCGAUGUCUAGUCAGUAUCUCAUACUCAACAUGCUGAGAAGUACAACAUCUACACUUAGUCACUACAGAACAGUACCCAUAAUUAGGGCCUGGAGUUUUUUCUUGACCAUGUGCCCUGACUAGGAAAAACUCCUGGUUGUAGGGGGUUACAAAAAAAGCCUGGCCCAUUACACACAUCUAUCUCUCCAUACCUCUUUCUGUCAUAAUGGUGGCUGACAUUGACAUUUCCCUAUAAGGAAGUGAGAGGACACACGUCCCUUUUCUGUGUUUUUACUUGAUGACGUCAUGAGGAGAGCCAGAACCAGGGGCCCCUGGGAAAUAAACACUGUGACCUGCAGAGUCAGAGAGCAGCAUGGACCAGGCACCCACAGCCUCACAGGAACUGAACACAUUGCCUCAAAACUGACCAUGACACAAUACAACUACCAACUACCUCAAACACAACUAUACCAUGAAAGCAUAAAACUUCCAACUACCUCAAACACAAAGGUUGCCAUUACUGGCAGCCAAAUAUAGGAAGUAAAAAUCACUAAUGCAGUUGUUCAUCUCAUAAAGAAGACAAUAUGACUAUUAGAACAUUUGAAUGAUGAGAGUAGGCCAUUCCACCAAUGUAACCCGAAUACAGUCUUGGUUGGACCAGGUCUCUCUUGAAAAAUAAAUGUAAAAAGCAACCUGAAUUCAACACCUUUUGUGGAAAGCUCCAGAGGUGAUCCUGUUAGGUAACCUGUACUUCCAGCAGAGUAUGUCUAGUCAUUAGUAGAUUGACUGUUUGUGGUUGUUUUCAGGCAGCAGGCUCUGUUCCACGUCCUAACAGCCUACUCCAUCUACAACACGGUGAGUCACACUACACACUUAAUGAAUCCCCCUAAACCUCUACGCUUCCUCUUCUUUACUCUACCUCUCCUUUUCCCAAUCAACUUUUUUCUACAACUUCCUUCUCAUCUCCUGUCCCUCAUCCUUCUUUUUCCCCAUCCAGCUCCUCCUGAUCAUCCUUCCCUGUUCUCUCCAGCCACCAUCCUUUAAUUGUCCUGUGUAGAAGUAUACAAGUGAGUUUGUGUGUGCAGUUUUGCAUGCAUGUUUGUCUAUACAUAUACAUGAUAAAACUGUGUGUGUGUGUGUGUGUGUAUAUAGGAGGUGGGGUACUGCCAGGGCAUGAGUCAGAUCACUGCUCUGUUGCUCAUCUAUAUGAAUGAAGAGGAUGCCUUCUGGGCUCUGGUCAAACUGCUGUCUGGACAGAAACACGCCAUGCACGGUAAACACACCAACACACAUCAAAAACACACUCUCUACACACUGUGUAACAUCCUAUAUAAGUGUUAGACUGUCAUUCAGUAGCCCAUGCAAAACCUACGCCUAAGCCAUACCAUACAUGUGCACCAUAUGGGAUAAAACUCAAUUCAGGGGUAGCAUACUAGACCAGACACACUAAGGAGGCAUGAACAGCCAUGCCCUAGACCAGAUAGUAUAGUUAUCUGGGAUCUUUUACUCCAAACAAUCUCACAUACCUUUUCAAGGACGUAGGCUAUCUAUUCUGGGCCCCAUAAAAUGUGAGGAAACACAUUUAUAGAGAACACCGCCCCCCUUACAACUUCCUACCAAAUAUCUAUAGAGCUCACCCAAUCUCACGUCCCUUCCAUUCAAACCCACACACAACAAGAACCACCAGAUUAAUUUCCUAUAUUUAUCAAAUGCUUUGAAAACGGACGUGAAGAGACUGUUAAUGUCAGUCUCUCCCUCCCUCCCUCCCUCCCUCCGUCCCUCCCUCCCUCCCUCCCUCCCUCCCCUCCACUCCAGGGUUUUUUAUCCCUGGCUUCCCCAAGCUGAUGCGCUUCCAGGAGCACCAUGACCGCAUCCUCAAGAAGUUGAUGCCCAAACUGAAGUCACACCUGGUGAGGCCCGCAGAGAACACACACACACAGAGCCUGGGGAGGGGGUAGUGGUAAAUAAAUGACAGCCCUAAGCCUGCUGGUAUGGGGGACUGAGUUGAGUGCCACAGCAGCAGCCUUUGAUGUGUUGAGAUUAAAGGGUGGUGGAAUGAGAGAGAAAUGCCAUGUCUACACACACAACCAUGCACACACACACACACACACACACACACACAGACAUGGACUGCUUUUAAUAUGGGGCCUUGGGCACAGUGGCUGAUUCACCACUGCUGUUAAACCAUUGUUUAAUACUCAUGCACGUACACACACACACACACACACACACACACACGCAGAGUGGUAACGGCUCAUUGUUCUCUAUGUUUCAGGACACACAGGAGGUGUUCACCAACCUGUACACUAUGAAGUGGUUCUUCCAGUGUUUCCUGGACAGGGUGAGUGGCUCAAUCCCUUCCCUCUGUGUCCUUUAGGCCUGCAGCUUUUAUAACAUGGGUGUUGGGCUAAAGAAAGUGUUAAAUUAUAUUAUGAAAAUAUAUUUAUUUCUCCUCCAUUCUGUCUCUCUCAUUCUCUCUCUCUCCCUAUCUCUUUCUCUCCCUCAGACCCCCUUCACCCUGACCCUGCGGAUCUGGGACAUCUAUAUCAUGGAGGGAGAGAGAGUUCUGACCGCCAUGUCCUACACGGUCCUCAAACUGCACAAGAGUAAGACUAUAACAGUAGGACUGUGCUUUUGUGACCAUGUGGUUGUCUGUGACCAUGUGGUUGUCUGUGACCAUGUGGUUGUCUGUGACCAUGUGGUUGUCUGUGACCAUGUGGUUGUCUGUGCGCCACCAGACUGUUUUAACCCGCUGAACUAAAGCCCCAGCUUCAGGUCUCAGGCAAAGAUACUCAUCAUGUGAGAAUGGUUCACUGAACCACCUCCGCUAAACUCGAAGACACGUGCCUGUCCUCAAACUGCACAAGAGAAAGUGUUCUCACACUGGUGUGUGUGUGUGUGUGUGUGUUUGCAGAGCACCUGUUGAAGCUGUCCAUGGAGGAUCUGGUGGAGUUUCUGCAGGUGACUCUGGCCAAGGACUUCUUCUUUGAGGAUGACUUUGUGAUUGAGCAGCUGCAGAACAGCAUGAUGGAGCUAAGGAGGUCCAAACUGGAGCUGGCCGCACCAGGUAGCCUACUGCCCCCAACACAUCUCAUACACACACUAAUUACAUUAGGCUAUACAUUUAUCACACACAGAUUAGACAACUGCACACGGAUGUAUCAGCCUGCACAUGUUACUUCACUUACAUUCACCCUCAACCACACAGUUACAGUUCAUUCAUACACACACACACACACACACACACACACAGAGCUCUCCUGCUCGCUGCUGUGUAGUAAUAUUACCAGUGGUAGUAGUAAUUAGUGAUAGCAGUCUGUGUCUAAUCUUGCUUUCUCUCUCUUGCUUAAUCUGCCUUUUUUCCCUCUUCUCCCAAUCGUUCGGCCCAGCCUACAAAAGUGUGGGUGGGAGUGGGGGCCACAUCCCCUCCUACAACAGUAACCGGUGGGCUAUCCUGACUGGUGUUCCCCUGUUUCAUCAUCUGUCCAUCCCUCCCUCCGUUUUACGUCUGUCUGUCGCCUGUCUGUCCAGCAGCCCUGGGGUUCUCUUACAAAACAUUGUCACAAUGUUACCGCAACCUUAUACAGUAGCUACUGCAACUCAGGCCAGGCUGCUAUUGCUUUAAAGCUACCUUGGAGUCUUGUAAUGGAGGGAUUCUCCUUCUCCAUUUCCCUCUCUCUAUUACUCCCAUACUCUUUGUCUCUGACUGCUUUUAGCUAGGUACUGUAGAGAUAGUCAUUGUCAGACAGUAGUAACCAUUUAACUCAUACUGUACAGUUAAUAAGAUACUUUGAGUCAAUAAUUUCAGUUAAUAAGAUACUUUCAUCUUGCCUGAAGCUUUGACUGGUCACCACUCAACAUUGUAGGCUACAUAAUGGCUUAACCUCAGAAUGUCCUAAUGCACUGUGGCAUCCUACCACCCUGGUUGUGUGUGCGCACACACACACGCACACACACACACACACCGUGAGAGAGCUAUUUUCUCUUCCUGGUGACAGGAUAAUAAGCAUCAUCCAACACUGGAGGCUUUUUGUUCAACUGCAGCACUUGGAGCUCAUUUUUAACCCAUCUGCUACCAGUGAACCAACCACAUGUCAUGUUGAGAAAUGGAGAUUCAGAAGCCAAAACUCUUCAAACUUUGACAGUUAAAUUGUUGGGUGAGGUUUGUAAUAAGAGCCUAAACAAAGGUUUGAAUAGGUUGUUGUCUGUGUUUACAUUUGAUUGUGGGGUGGAGACUGCAUCCUACCCUUAACUUGGAAACCCUAAAGCACCUGUGUUAGUGAACACAUAUAUUUCCUGGGUGAAUCCUCAAUACUCUCUUAAGUGGCUUCCUCUCCUGAGUCCUCACUGAGAAGACUGGAUGGGUGGGAGCAAUAAAGCACUGAUCUGGGCUGUGUCCCAAUACAUUUGAAUGGCUUCCGCUUCUUGUCUCCUUUCCUUUAUCCCCAACCAAAGAGCCAUUAUUUCUCUUAUCCAGGCUUUUCAGAUCAGUGGUUCUAAGUGAAAGUAGAGAAGCAUAGGAAGCUGUGUAGGAGUGAUGGAUGCUGUGACUUACGAUAUUGUUUUCUCCCAUUCAGUCAAAGGACAGGGAAAUGGGACAUAUUGUUGGAACAUCACUUUCUUACACAAUGGAGAGCCACUUUAGUUUGUGGAUUCAAUACCAGUCAGUGACAGCACUUCCUGGUUCAAACUCACACACUUCCUGGUUAAAACUCACAACACUUCCUGGUCCAUCACAUCACUUCCUCUUCUCCAGUUCGUGUCUCCUGGUUUCUAUGGUGAUUGUGGACACACUGUUCCUACCAGAGUCCAACACAUCCAGUGUCACACCUUCACUGUCUGUUUCUCUGUAUAUUUGUGUCACCUGUACUGUGCUUUCUUUUCUUGACAUGGGUAGAUACAAUUAUGUAGUAAUAAUAAUAAUAAUGUACUCAUCAAGUAAUAGAGUUUUUAAAACUGCAUAGAGUUGAUGUAUUUAUGGUUUGUGUCCUAGAGUGCUAACUCAGUCAUGUUUCCUAUUUUACCUCUUACAAGUGUUUCUAAAGUCUUUAAGGACAGUCCGUUAGCCAAUUUCAGUCUGACCUUUUGAAGUCGCUGUCUGCUGUUGCAGCUAAGUACAUUUUAAUGAAAUUGAGUGAAAACGUAUCAUUUCAGAGUCUACACUUUUGAAUGGCACUUCCUAAUUGGACGCCUCUGGCUCGCACUCUGGGAAUUUAAUAUAAGAUAUAUUUCAGAUGUUGUAUUUUUUAUGUCCUUGGUUGGUUUCUCGCCUGUGGAGACGUGAUUAUUCAGUGUUGUGGUGAAUGUAAUUCUCUCUUUAUUUUCACCCCCCGUCGGCAGUGAUGUUGCAUGAAUCCAUAUUGCCCUUUUUUAAUAUUCAUAGUUUGAAAACAUGCCUUUGCCGUUUUGUGUUCUCCCUCCAGGUGCUCUAACCUGUCUUUCUGUUGUAUCUGUGCAGGUAAAGAGGAUGAGUAUCCCAAGAAGCUUCUUGGGCAGCUUCCCCCAGAGCCGGCGGUGAACCAGAACCACGUGGCGAAUGGUCAGAGCCACGCCCAGCCGGCCGAGACCCCCAAAAGCACCCAGCCCCUCCCUCGAGCGCCAGCGGGACAGCCGGCCCCCCAGCCGGGCGCGCAGGGACUCCCUGGAGAAGCUGGUCCGGCAGCACAAGGCUGAGAAGAGGGAGGCCAGAUCACGGGGGUCCGGAGAGAACUCUGUCCCCCUCGACCCCCACUGCAAACAGCCCUCCGUCCCCACCCUCGCCACCCCCGAGAGAGGGUCCACACCGACACCUACACCGUCCCCGGCGCCCUCGCCGCACCCCAAGCCUCCUACAAAAGUGGUGGACGGAGGGAAGCCUCAGAGCCACGCCACGGCCAACCACAACUCCAAUGCCGCCUCCAGCAGCUCUCGUAAAGACAUCGCCCCGCGCUGGGUCAAGCCCUCUGAGACCAAGCUGGAGGCGGCCAAGGCAGCGGCGGCCAGGGAGAUCCAGCUGAGCCGCGGUGGUUCCCCGGUGCCCUCCAGCCCUGACGACACCCUGCUGCUAAACCGCCGGCCCCGCUCCAGGGGCUUGAUCCCAGGCUCCAACCGCGGCUCCAAUGCCUCUCAGUACGACAACGUGCCCGGGGGGGCAGAGCAGAACUUUGUGGAGGUCCUGGAGCUGGAGAGGCCACCGUCGCAGAUGAGGCACAGCGAGACACCGUCCCUACCCCCCACCCGCAUCCCCAGCCUGCAAGGGAGCAUGGUCUCCAUAGAACCAGUGGCUAGGCAGGCCAAACACCCCAUCCCCACUGCCCUGUCCCUCAACAGCCCUGCUGGGGGUAAACCCUAUGUCCACCCCAAUGCCCAGAGCCAGUACCACACGCCCCCCCAGCAGUACUCCCCCGGCCGGCCUGCUAUGGUGCCACUCCACUACCCCCCCUACAGUGUGAGCCUUGAGCAGAGGGGACUGGGAGAGGACAGGCACUACAGCCCCCUGCCCUCCCGAGGCACCCCACCUAUGGGUCUGAUGUAUGGGGAGAGGGGGUACGCCACCACCCAGCGGCCCAGCCUCUCUCCGGAGAAGGCCCUCAUGAACAACUCCUACGCCACCACCCACAGGCAGCCUCCCAGCUCAGCCCAUCCCCCCCGGACCACUGUGGCCCCCCGCACCAUACAGCAGCUGGACAGCCCUGGUAGUAACGCCUCCACAUACCUGCGCCAGCCCACACGGCUCACCUCCGCUGCAGCCGCCCAUCCGAUGUACCCUCCUGUUGACUACAACAGGUACGAGGGGCGCAGGAGAGGGGAGCAGACCCCGCUCUACCUGCCUGAGGGGCCAGGCCGGGGAGGGGCAGUGGAGGUGCAGCCGUGGGGGCAGCAGGAGGGUGGUGACAUGACACAUGCCCCUGGAGGUGUACCCCGCUCCCCCAGCUUCCAGAGGGCCCAGAUGUCCCCCGUGCAGGAGUUCACCUUCCCCCCUGGCCCUGACAGCCUGGCUCACUACAGGACACAGUUCCAGGAGCAACAGCAGCCCACCAUGAGGCAGCAACUCCCCCCGCUGUUCGGAGGACCACACUACAGGCACGCACCAGAGGCGUUCACCAUGCAGGAGUCUAUGUUGCUGUGAGAGGAUGGAGAUGGAGGUGUAGUCACUGACACUGUGGCAGCAGACACAAGCGGUAGUCCUACUAGUGUUAAGGAGUUUUAGUUUGGUUUGUUUGUGCUUUAUAUGUGACGUACUGACCUUAAAAGUCAUACUGCAUCAUGAAUGCUGCAGGACACCAGUUUCUGAAGUUUUUAUGGAUCCCUUUUAAAAACCCACUGAAGAUUGAUUAUUUAUUUUUUGAAUGUUAAAUCAUUAACAGCAGGAGUUUAAAAGUGUGUAUAUAUAUGGAUAUCUGUCUUUUAGAGUUUAAAAUGUACAGUAAAUGAUGUUUUGUUAAUAUACUGAGUUAUUUAAACGUUAUCAGUAGCAGGGGACAAUUCUCCUGGCGAGACAAACUCAGUGAUUCCUUUUUCCUUUUUUUUUUUUUUUUUAUGAGUUACUUCCAAAUUAUCUAUUUUAGAGGUCAAUUAACUCUAUGCUUGUGAAUAUCUUAUUUUUCAGAGAGAAGAAACAAAGCUAUGUCAAAUAAUAGAAUUACGGAACAGUGACGAUUAAAAGAAUUGUCGAAAAUAUAUCUUUCAUUUCAAUUUUGAAGCACCUCCACUGUAUAACGACCGUUUUUCAAACGAGGAGUUUAUUUUUUCAUUGGAUUAUUCUGUUGUCGCUCAGUUUAGUGACCACUGUAAUUUCUAGUCAUCGCAAUGCAUUUCUGUAACCCAAAUACAGUGUGUACAGUAUGUUUGGAUAUGGAGGCCAGUGUCUGCUUUAUACCCCAUAUUUAGACUGUAAACUCUAUCAACAGUGAACUAUUUUGUCGUCCGUAGAAAAAAACACCCCUUUUCUCCCAUGAAGUAAUGUAUGAUUUAUUUCCCUCUGAAAAGUUUACAUGAAUAUUAAUUGCAUAUUAACAGUACAGUAUUUUCGUCACCAAAUAGUAAUUGUCAUCUGCAAGAGGUUUCUAUAGAGGGGGAAUGUGUAUUAGUAUUGAAGUACUUACUAAGCCGCAAUAUGCUUUAAUUGCCAAUUCAUGUCUUAUUUUCACCAAUCACAUUAACUGCUGUUCAGUUACCAGCACUUUUACAUAUUAAAUCAUUCCAUACACACACAUCAAUACUUACUGACGUAUACAUACUACUUUGUAGUGUGACGUCACACAUUUGAAUACAUAUUCAACCACCUACCCUUUUAUUGCUGAUUCUCAACUAUGUACUUUUUGAUACAAUGCUUAUCAUUCUCAAACAGUAUAACGAUACUGUUAUUAUUUGAACAUGCAAAUAAGUUGUUCCUUUUUUUGUAAAAUAAUUAAUUGCAAAAUGGUUUAUCAGAUCAUUCUUCAGAGACUUUUCUUUACUUAAUAAAACAAAUUGGGGUGUGCAUUUCUGAUCAUGUGUCUGUAUAUUUGUGUGUGCGGAUUUAUUUCUGUAAGUAUGUUAUUGCUAUUCCCUUCAUAUAUCAGUGAAGUUUCUUCAUACAUAUUCUACAUGCUUGGACCACAAAGCUCA